Messenger RNA from Halichondria panicea, 3716 nucleotides. RefSeq lists its product as uncharacterized. The record is from RefSeq and is a predicted model, not a curated record. The transcript is spliced from 18 exons. The coding region runs from base 1409 to 3451 and encodes 680 amino acids. NCBI's taxonomy places the organism in Eukaryota, Metazoa, Porifera, Demospongiae, Suberitida, Halichondriidae.
ACAUACAUUUGUGGUCAUGAGGGUAUGAAAUAGGUCUUCUCUUCUGCUGAAAUCUACUUUACUUCUGACAUUAUUACCACUGAAUGGAGAUUUCAUCAAUGGCACAAUUGUUUUAAUUGUUUUACAUCAAAAGAUACAUUAAUUGAUGUGCUAGACCUUAGCCGACAAAUUUGCUUGAGUUCCAUCGCUAAGUGAAAAAGCACCUAAAAACCUCGAAAAUUCCAGUUUGUGUACAUAUGUAAACUUACGAAAUCAUGCAUAUGUUAGAUAAACUAUUCAAGAAUGUUGUGCCACAGUUCCCUUACCUUAGCCGACAACAAUUGGUAUUUUCCAUCGCUAAGCGAUUGUCCACUAUAAAACAUUUUUGCUCUUAUAACCACCACAUACCUACCACCUUUGAUUUGUAUGGAAGCGAUUUUGGGUAGAGUAUUCUUUUAUCUACACAAUGGUAUCAGCAACAUUUCUUAGAAAUGUUCCCAUCAAAAGAUAUUCACAUUAAUUAUGUACCAAUAGCUACCAGCAAAUUUGCGGUUUUUUUUACUCUCUAGGCUGCAAGCACUUUAGCAUUUCAUUAAUUUUGGUGAAUAUGUUCAUGCAAACUGGAGGUCUUGAAGUUUUAAGAUGUACCCUUGUGAAAGUUAAAAUGCAGGAGGAAAAGAAUACUGGAGAUGAUGAACAUAUAUGGGAGAUUUUAAAAACAAGGAGCUGAUCUGCAUAUGAGAUUCGAGGACCUAACAAUUCCUUAUGGGUGCUGCAUGUACUGAGGUUUGAGAACAGAGUUUUCAUUAUUGAUAGACAAAAUAUUGUGCAACAAAGGUAUUCAUAAUGUGUUCAAUAAGUGUCCAUAAAUUAUAUAUACCUGCAUGUACACAUUAAUAUGUAUAAUAUGUGCUCAUACUGUAAAUAGUAGUUAGCCAUGCAGCUUCAGGGAUGUAAGCUUUGUUCAUAUACGUUAGAUGGUGAUGGAGUAAUUGACAAGUUCAGUGGCCCACGUGUACAGCUGUGUUGUGAUGAUGUAAUUAUUGCAAUCUCAAAUUAUUAUAGAGAAGUAUAAUUAUAUAUGUACGUUGAGCUUCUUAUUAUUAUUCAUUUCACUGGUCCAGGAAUUUUUUGGAUCAAUAAUUAACCACAAAUGCAAGACGUGGCGCCCACAAUCGUAUAUAAUAACCUCACGUUCUAAUGCUGUCCAUGCAUUUCAUAUAUAUAUAGGGAGAGCAUCAUACUUCACUUGUAUACACACGCAUGAUGCACAUUACCCAUGCACGUAUGCACCCACACACUUAUACAUUGUGACACGCAUGCACACACACACUAUACAGGUUUGGUAAUUGGUGGUAGUUGGAGAAUAUGCUUAUACUUGAAAGGUUCCAUCCCAGAGUUACUAUAAGUCUUCACUGAUUCUACCAGGAUGAAAGUUUGGAUACAGCUGAUUGCUCUCAGCAGUAUUUUGUCAAUAGGUGCUGAGGGUAUCAGUAACUGUCUUGCUCACCGCGUUGACCUUGUGCCGUGCAACUUCAGAAACACAAAUACCCCUAUUCCCGGCAUCGAUCAAUACGGCAUCUACACCACGCGCAUUGAGAAUGGUCCAGGCCCGACUCCGGGUCCUCCAGUAUGCGUAUGUGAUAUUCAUAGGAGAAACCACCAGAUUAAAGACGUGGAUAUAAUAGGAGGUGAUUCAAGAGUUAAAUUGAUCUACUCUCCAGGGAUAGAACUGGAGCCUCAAGAACCUUACGGGAAUCAACUUUACGUGCGGUACAACAUUGUGUGUCCGGAUGGAUACAACACUGCAUAUUUCAACAUCACGUUUUUGGAUUUGGAGCCAGAAAACUGCUUUAAUCCAAACCUCAAUCAAAAUCAGUGUAGAGAUUACAUCAGAGUGACAAGGCUGGGUGGAUUAGGAGGUGUGACGGAAAGCUGCGGAUCUGAGGGGGGGCAAAACGUUGAACAAUUGGACAGUGGAAAUCUGGAAAUUCUGUUUCGAACGAGUGACACGGGGAGACAGUCUGGUUUCCGUGGCAUUGUUGUAUGUCUCGACUCCACGGGAGCUGUUCCUAGUGGUGGCACUGGAAGAAGAAGAAGAAGAAGAGAUCUCGAAGAUUUUGAGAACGAUUGGAAAAAAAGACUGGAGACAUUGAAAAUGAUGAAGGAUAAAAAAAUUGGAAGAUUUCGAAGACAAGGAGCUGAGCUGAGAUUUGAGGACCUAACAAUUCCUUUUGGCGCUACAUUGACGUUUGAGAACAGAGUUUUCACAAUUGAUGGGCAAAAUAUUGUGCGACGAAGCUUCAGUGAUGUCCUCUUUGUGCAUACGUUUGAUGGUGAUGGAGUAAUUGACGAGUUCAGAGAAACUGCUCCCAACUUCAGUGGCCCAGGUUUUCUUGUGGUUGUUGGAGAACAUGUUUACUUCGCAAUGUUCCUGAUUGAUCCCAGGGGCAUGCUUCCAGCCAAUGAAGACGAGAGACGUAUUAUUAAUCAACUGAGCACAUCUUUAUUCGACAACUUCAAUUUAGAAGAUGAUGUGGAACGAUUGUGUGACGAGCUACUAGAUCCACCGCCAAUCAAUUUUGAGGAGCUUCUGUCAGGCAUUGUAUUUCCCACCUCUCCCAUCACUGAGACUGAGCCUCCAGAAUGUCCGUCACCAGGGAACAUCACCCCCGACCUUUGCAACUUUACUGAUGCUGAUCUAUUCCUGGUGCUCAACAGUACAGAAGCUACCAACUUGGUCAUCAGGCAACUAGUCGACGUUAUCAUGGCCUGUACUGACCGAUCUGAACCUGGGAGGAUUGACAAUCUGCGUGCUACAUUGUCUCCUUCUGCAGCACCCACGUCUACUCCUCCCUUUAUGUCUACUCCUCCCCUCACGUCCACUCCUCUCCUCACGUCCACUCCUCCCCUCACGUCCACUCCUCCCCUCACAUCCACUCCUCCGUCAGAGGGCCUGAUGAUAUUUUGCUCAAUCACACCGGUUAAUGUGAGCGUAAUUGGCGUAAACUGUGCGUCUAAUCGGCUUGGAGAGGCUGAUGAAGUGAUUGUAAUAUCUGAAUGUUUUCUGGAUGGACUGGAGUCUAACUUCUGUCGGUACCCCAGGUUCACGAUUCCUCUGGUGGGAGCGGGCAUUAUGCUUGGAAGCCACAGACUGGAUCUGACGUUUUUAGAUGGGUUUGGAUUUGAAAACAAGGCAACGGUAACUUUUAUCGCUCCAUUUGCUGUGACCUGUGACUUGUCGCUACCUCUAGAGGGCGGACAAGCGUCUGUCACCUGCAACUCCAACACCAAUGCUGACAUAUUCUCCACUAGCUGUAUCGUGGAUAGGUUUGAAGAGAAUCAGUUUUGUGGCUACCCUAAUUUCUCAUUUGAUAUGACAGUAUACGAGCGAGGCACCCACACGUUGAAUAUCGGGUUUGGUUCCUCGGGUCAGAUGUUUGCUGAGGUUUUACUGAACUUCACAGUAUAAAGGUAUGAAGGAUAUUUUUGAACGAUGACCCUUUGCAGUCAGUGAGACGAAUUGUAGAAUAAAUUACACAUGUUAACAGUCAUAAUCAUUGUGCCAUCAUUACGUAAUGUUAUGUUAAUGCUUCAUCAUCAUCAUAAUGCAACUAACUUGUUUACUGCUGUGUCUACUUACUUCCAUCUAUGGCUCUAUUAGAAGGAAGCAGUAUUACCCUAUGAAAAUUAAAGUCAAAACUCUGUAUGGCGUAAACGUUUGCAGGGGUGUAAGU